This is a messenger RNA of Heteronotia binoei (common prickly gecko), 4307 nucleotides long. It is a transcript of the gene SUN1, whose product is annotated as Sad1 and UNC84 domain containing 1. Gene Ontology annotation, biological process: nuclear envelope organization. The record is from RefSeq and is a predicted model, not a curated record. Gene Ontology annotation, molecular function: protein-membrane adaptor activity. Gene Ontology annotation, cellular component: nuclear envelope; meiotic nuclear membrane microtubule tethering complex. Bases 262 to 2745 code for a protein of 827 amino acids. The transcript is spliced from 19 exons. NCBI's taxonomy places the organism in Eukaryota, Metazoa, Chordata, Lepidosauria, Squamata, Gekkonidae.
UUUUCCGAAAGUUCUCCGCAAGAGGAAAUGUUUAGGUUUGUGAAACUUUUGAUAAGGAGUAUCUAACACAAGCAGUGACGUUGAAAUACAUGCUACUUCUGAUACUAGCGAGGUUCCCUGCCGCCACCACUGCUCCAAGGCGCAACUUGCAGUAAACCAUUGUGCAGGCUGAAGCAAGCAAAGGGCUGUCCCUGGUGUGUGUUCUGAACUGUUACAGUGCUUUAUUUUCACCUUCUUGCAGUAUGGUUUGAGACAGUGAACAUGGAUUUUUCACAUCUUCACACGUAUUCUCCUCCCCAAUAUGUGCCAGAGAACACUGGCUAUACUUAUUCGCUCAGUUCCAGUUACUCCUCAACUGCUCUGGAUUUUGAGGCUAGACACAAGCUAGAUCCUGUGUUCGACUCUCCAAGGAUGUCGAGGCGCAGCUUGCGCUUGUCUGCCACUGCGUACAGCACAACAGAGGAUGGCCACGGCGAUUGCAACCUUGGCAGUCACAGCAGCUCCUGUGCUGGGAAGAAGACUUUUGAAGAACAGUUGCCUAGGAUUACUAGACAUCGUAAAAACAUGGUCAAACAAUCAGGGCCUGUGAGACAAAGCCCGAGAAAAACUGCUUCCAGCACUUCCGUUUUUAGCCAGAGCAGUUUCAGCAGCCGUGCAAGCGAUGCAUCUUUUAUGUCUACCGUAUUGGAUGAGUCUUCAAUAAAGGAACAGACAGCUGUUAAGCAUUUCUGGGGUAAGGAACAUAAUGGUAAUGUGUCAAUCACUUGCAACCCAACAGGUGGACAUACAACAGUGAUACAGGCCAAUGGGGACGUAGCAACUGCUGAGAGCCAAAUGGCACUAAGCAAUGGCUACACUGGCAAUGACUGCAGCAUACUUUCUGAGCGGAAGGAAGUCCUCACUGCCUUCUCGACUGCUCACAUGCCCCCCACAAGAAUUUACUCCAGGGAUCGAAGCCAAAAACACAAGUCCGGGGGCCUCACUUUCUACACGAGUAAGAUUCUGGAAGCAGCCAAGUAUUCUGCAACGUCUGUCACGUCCCUCUUAGUGCAGCUCUUUCACGUGGUAUUGCUGAAGCUGGGCUAUGAUUCAAAAGCUUAUUCCAGUUACUAUGGAAGCACGAAUGUAAAAGAAAUUCUCAGGGAAGACCACCAGCUGGGCACGAACGGGGAAUACUUCUGUGAUGACUGUAAGGGGAAGAAACAGCUGGAGGGGCACACUGCGGCCUACAUGCCCUCCUCACACUCUAAAGGGGUCGCAAGGACCAUUUGGCACAUCUUUUCGUACGCAGGUUACUUUUUGCUGCACACAUUGCAGAGAGCGGGGACAGCAGGAUGGCUUGCCUCCAAGAAGGUUCUGUCACUCCUAUGGUUGGCUGUUGUGUCUCCAGGGAAGGCUGCCUCAGGAGUGUUCUGGUGGCUUGGGACUGGGUGGUACCAGCUUGUGACCCUGAUCUCUUUGUUGAAUGUAUUUAUUCUGACCAGAUGCCUUCCAAUGUUGUUCAGGAUGUUCUUGUACCUCCUACCUCUGCUGCUGUUGCUUGGUUUAUGGUUUUGGGGCUCUGAAGGUUUCGUUUCAUUGCUGCCAGCGCUCAAUUGGUCGAUGGUGCAGAAAGCCCAUUGGUGGGAUGACUCUGGGCAGGUCUCGGAACCUUUGCUAGAUUUGCCUCACACCAUUCAGCCUGCUGACGAACCCACAAAAUCCUUUGACUCGAGUCGCAUGAUUGAGCUGGAAAAGCAAGUGGCUUUCCUAUCUAACAAGUGGCACCAUCUGGACAAGGAAUACAGUCAAAUCCUCCUCCACCUUCAGGCCUUUCAGGGUCAGAUUGCCCAGCUGAAUGACAAAAGUGAGACAUUGGCAGUACUCAAGGACACGGUGGACCAGCAUCUGAAAGAACCGAAACCAAUGCCUGACUUUUCGAGCAUGCACGAGGACCAUGAGCAGCGCAUCGUGGCAUUAGAGGAUCUUCUGGGCAGGCUCAGUGAGAAAUCUGAUUGGCUGUCAUCUCACUUUGCCAGCAAGAGCAGCGUGCAGGUUUUGCUGCGUGAUGUGGAGCGAAGGAUCAUCAGGAGACUCAGUUGCCACAUGACCGAGACAAACACUAGGCCGUCUCCAGAACUGGUGAGGAGCAUUGCGAGCCAGGCUGGAGUGUCGGGCAUCACAGAGGAACAAGCACAUACUAUUGUGAACAAUGCACUGAAGCUUUAUUCAGAAGACAAGACAGGCCUGGCAGACUUUGCACUGGAGUCCGGUGGUGGCAGUGUUCUGAGUACUCGUUGUUCAGAGACCUAUAACACGCAAACAGCAGUGAUAAGCCUUUUUGGUGUUCCUCUGUGGUACUUCUCUCAGUCUCCUCGCACGGUGAUUCAGCCUGAGAUAUACCCAGGAAACUGCUGGGCAUUUCGUGGAUCACAGGGGCACCUGGUCAUCCGACUUUCAAUGACGAUCCAUCCUACAGCUUUCACUCUGGAACAUAUUUCAAAAUCACUUUCUCCCAGAGGAAACAUUGACAGUGCACCAAAAGAUUUUGCUGUAUAUGGUCUAGACGAUGAAUAUCAGGAAGAAGGUGUCCUGCUAGGGCAGUAUACGUAUGAUCAAGAUGGCAAAUCGUUACAGAUAUUCCAAGCAACGGAUGCCGUGGACAAAGCAUAUCAGAUUGUUGAAUUAAAAAUCCUUUCCAACUGGGGCAAUGCUGAGUACACGUGCCUGUAUCGUUUCCGUGUGCACGGGAGACUUGCCCAGUGAAUGUGAUGCAGGGCUUCCUGUGGAUACAUUUCCCCCUGUAUAUAUGUAUAUUGUGUAGAAGACUGCCAACCUGAAUUGUAUGCCAAACUCAAUGGUUAUUUGCUUGAAUGCUCAGCCCAUAACUGCCAGAGGGUUUUAUAUUUUUUAACAUUUCAUUCUAUCGCAUGCCAAACUGCAGACCAAUAAAACGAUAAAACAAAACCAAAAGGGAAGAUCUUUAUUUUGCCACACAGGAGUGUAAAGGCACAGUAAUUCAAACACGAGACCUGGAAUCUGUUACGGAUCAUUAAAAAUGCACUUGGGAAGGAAGGACUUUAUUUUUUAAAAAAUCACCCUUUUUCCUCUUUUGAGCAAGUUGCUGGCAGUUGUAAUUAGUAUUCAGUAUUAGUCUGGAAUUAGUAAUUAGUAUGGAAUGAGUAUGUUGUCAGUAUGUUGAAUGUAGGCUUAGCUAAGCAGUUGUUCUAAACAGAAAUGUAGUAUGUACACAGAGGAAGAAGGGGGUUCUGGUCCCAGAAGGAAUGUUGUGGGGGGGGGGGCCUGAACUGGAUGGGCUCAUGAGGAUAGGUGGGGGUGUAGUAAAAGAUCUGUAGUGAGAUGUAAAAAACACCCAGACUUAAGAGAGUGAUGCCAGAAAUGCUGUGACUGGUUAACAUGCAACCAGAAUUCGUACCCCGGACUUAUUCACACACUCUUGUGGUUUAUUUUCCCAAAGUCUUGUUGGGGAUCCUGGCAUUGCUGCUAACCUUUUAGAAAGCCAGGGGGAACCUCCAACAUAAUGGGCAUUUGGGGAAAACCUCAAGGACACCUUUAGCUCUGCUACAUCGUCAUCUGCAAAAAAAUAAAAACAGAACUUGGUUGGGAACUUCAGCACAAUGACCAAAGUUUUACUAGAACUCCUGUGGCUCAGGGGGCUUCUUAAAUUAGCCCUUGUGGCUCUGGAUCCUUUUUGAAUAUGAUAUGAAUGCUAUUAAACGCCUUUUGGAAAAAGUAUCCUUAAACUGAUGGCAUGCAGAACUUUUACAGUGCUCAUACCCUACUUUUUCAGUGGUGGGGUUGAGCAGGAGGAAUAACUGAAAUAUAUGUUUCUUUCUUCUUGGAAAGACAACGGUGGUGCUGUGUUGUUUUCCAAAUAGGUGGUUAAUGUGUGUUCCACAAGAGUCGUCAAAUAUUUUUUUUUUUUUAAGUUAUCUCUGGAGGAAUACUGUGUUUUAUUCAGUUAAAGUUCAGCUAGAAAUAGAACCAAUGGCCUGUUGAGAAGAGUUUGCUAAAUAUGUAUAGGUGUUUCAUAUACUGUAGGUUAAAUAUAUAAAAUAAAUCUAUAAAUAUAAGAAUUGUUCUGUAUAAAACUAAAUUGGGGAGCAGAGAGGGUGGGGAAUAUUUUGAAUAACACUAACUUUAACACUAACUUAUUUUUAAAGAAACAAAAAGAAAAAAAAAGAAAAUAGGACUUUGUGCAAUGUAUUUUUGUAAAUGCUUUUUCAAAAUAUUUGUCUCUGGUAUCCUUUGCUGCCUUCCAAACUGACAAGAACCUAUUACAAUGUUUAAGAGUUUUGAUUUUUUUU